Messenger RNA from Dermatophagoides farinae (American house dust mite), 1657 nucleotides. RefSeq lists its product as uncharacterized. The record is from RefSeq and is a predicted model, not a curated record. Lineage: Eukaryota; Metazoa; Arthropoda; Arachnida; Sarcoptiformes; Pyroglyphidae.
AAGAGAAAACAAAAAUUGUUUGUUAAAACUUCAACAAUGAAUAUUCGUUAUAAUUCUUUACUUCUCUAUUUCUUGUUGGUCAUAUGGAAUUGGAUAAUAAUGUUCGAUUUUCGAAUUAUGUCGAGAUUUCAAAAUUUUUGGUAUGAAAAUGAAAAAAUUUUCCCAUGAUCAAAUGUGAAUGAAAUUGAUUUUACAAGUGAAAAUAUGCCUGACGAUAAUAAAAAAAAUAUCAACUCGAAUUCUUCAUCUUCAACGAUAAACUCAUCAUCCAGUUCAGCAUCAGCAUUACCAACAUCAAGGAUGGAAUUGAUAUCGGAAAAUGUGGCCAAAGUACAGAUGCUAGAAACUUUGGAUCAAAAUGGUACGCUUGUAAUAUUGUCGAACGAUGAUAACAACAAUGGUAAUCCAUUACAUCGUCCAGUAUAUUCAUUCAAAUCACGGGUGAAUUGGAAACGCACAUCACUCGAAGUUUUGAAUAAUGUUCCAAGAUUUGGCAUCUACUUUUGUUCAUUAAAUUGGAUUUUUAAAAGACAACUUUAUCGUAAGAUUAAAGAUGGCGCCAUAUACCUUGAAUCAAUGGCGCCGGUUUUACAUUGUGUUUGCAAAGAACCAAAUGAUUUCUGUCAUGGUCGUAUCGGUCCCAUUGAUAAGCUUAUACCGUAUGAACAUCAUCAACAACCAAAAGUGAAUGGUAUUUGGAUAUCGGUGUUUGGCAAUGAAACAAAUGUUGCUGAUAUAAACGAUGAAUGGAAUCAAAGUUUUCAUCGAAUGAAAUCUUUAAAUUCCAAUUUUAAUCGAUUAAUAUUCCUUGUGGCCAACCAUGCUGCCUGUGUUGGCAUUCAUUUCUGGAAUACAAAAAAAGAUGAAAAAAAAUUGCGAAUAAAACAAGGUCGAAAAUCUUAUCAUCAUGAACGACCAUUAAUUUUACCGGGUGGAUUCUACGUACUCGAAGGUUUAUUCGAAGCAAAAUUUCUAAAUUAUGAUCCAAAAAUCGGUUCAAAAACAAUGAUUACACCAAACACGUUUCAUUCAUCGAUCAAUUCACCAAGAAUGAUUAUAUUAUCUGAAGGAACACAUAUGAUUAAAGUAAAACCAUAUGAAGGUCUUAUAAUGGAUCUUGUAACCAUGGACAUUGGUGAGCAAGCAAUUGUCAACAACAAGAAUAACUUACCCAACAAAAAUAAUGAUGACGUGAAAAAAUUGGUAGCAAUCGUUCCACAAACUGUUGAUGAUAAUAAUGUAGAGACAAAUGACAAAGCACGAAAAAUUGAAGUAUGGUUAGAUUUCUAUUACAAAAAAUUAAUCAUGAUUGAUUAUAAUCGAAUUAUGAUGGAUUUAUUCAAAAUUUCAACAAUCAACACAUGAUAUUCAAAUAAUAAAUAUGAUCCGAAAAAAAUUCUGUUACGUUCUAUAUGAACGGUUGAAGAGAAUCUAGCAUGAUUUUGUUUUCAACAGCUGCAAUCAUCAAAUUCUGGUUGCAAUUUUUGCAUUGGACCAAAAAUUUUUCUUUUUUUCGUUAGUUAAUAGUUAAAGGUAAUUUCCAAGUAUUUCUUCAAGAUCUCUUCACGCCAUCAGAUCGAGGAAUAAAUUCAAAUUCAAAUUGUCAUUUGUUUUUUAUUCAUAUAUUUACAACUUUGAUCAUUUUCAGAAAUGAAAA